Molecule: messenger RNA, 707 nt
Organism: Portunus trituberculatus (swimming crab)
Lineage: Eukaryota; Metazoa; Arthropoda; Malacostraca; Decapoda; Portunidae
Product: pro-resilin-like
Exons: 3
Coding region: 36-461 (141 amino acids)
Cellular component (GO): extracellular matrix
Source: RefSeq, a predicted model, not a curated record
GUUUCGGUGCAGAUACUGAAGCGAGAACAAACAAUAUGGUCUCUAAGGUCAUCUUCCUCCUGGUGGCGGCGGCAGCUGUGGCGGUGGUGGCAGACCAGCGACCAGUUUACUCCUAUGAACCCGCAUCAGCAUCAACAGAGGAAUCUGAGUCCGAGGAGUCCUUCGAAUCCUACGAAUCCUUUGAGUCCACCGAGGCAAAGUACAACUUCAACUGGGCCGUGAAGGACGCGCCAUCCAACAACGACUUCGGCCAAGAAGAGGCCCGCGACGGUGACGACACCCAGGGCUCCUACUACGCUCACCUUCCCGACGGCCGCCUGCAGAAGGUGACUUACUACGUGGACGGCGACUCUGGCUACAUCGCUGAAGUCACCUACGAGGGCGAGGCUCGCUUCCCAGACUCUUUUGAGUCCUACGAGUCCGAUGAGUCAUCUGAGGAGGACUCUUAUGAAAGGCGCUAAGUCUCCGCGGCCUCCGAGGGAUUCUGGACUUUCAGGACACCUGCUCUCCAGUGAAGGAAAAGACACCAUGUCACAAAUCUUUAGUUCUUUCUUCAGUAUCAGCUUUCUUUCGAUCAUCACGAAGGCUCAAGACUCUCUACGUCACAGCUUCACUUUCAAGUUCUUACUAAUUCAUACUUGUAUUUAUUGAUGUAUUUAUUUGCUUCGUGAUAAUAAAUUGGCAUCUCGGUGCCACGUGUAAUAACA